AGUCCUGCCGGCCAUGGAGCGCUGUGUGAGAGUGAAGUCUUGGGUUGAAGAGAAUCGGGCUUCCUUUCAGCCUCCGGUUUGCAACAAGCUUAUGCACCAGGAGCAGCUCAAAAUCAUGUUUGUCGGAGGCCCCAAUACCAGGAAGGAUUACCACAUCGAAGAAGGCGAGGAGGUGUUUUACCAGCUGGAAGGAGACAUGAUGCUCCGAGUCCUGGAGCAAGGAGAACACCGGGACGUGGUUAUCCGGCAGGGAGAGAUAUUCCUCCUGCCUGCCAGGGUGCCCCACUCCCCGCAGAGGUUUGCCAACACCAUGGGGCUGGUGAUUGAGAGAAGGCGGCUAGAGAGCGAGCUGGAUGGGCUGAGGUACUAUGUGGGGGACACCGAGGAAGUCCUCUUCGAGAAAUGGUUCCACUGUAAGGACCUUGGGACGCAGUUAGCGCCCAUCAUCCAAGAGUUCUUCCGCUCUGAGCAGUACCGAACGGGAAAGCCCAACCCUGACCAGCUGCUCAAGGAGCUGCCAUUCCCGCUGAGUACACGUUCCGUCAUGAAACCCAUGUCACUGAAAGCCUGGCUGGAUGGUCACUCCAGAGAGCUUCAGGCAGGAGCGUCCCUAAGCCUGUUUGGGGACAGCUAUGAGACCCAGGUCAUCGCCCACGGACAAGGGAGCAGCAAAGGCCCGAGACAGGAUGUGGAUGUGUGGCUGUGGCAACUGGAGGGCUCCUCUAAGGUGACUAUGGGAGGGAAGAGUGUGGCCCUGGCCCCAGAUGACAGCCUGCUGGUGCCCGCUGGGACCUCGUAUGUGUGGGAUCGAACUCAAGGCUCCGUGGCCUUGUCUGUGACACAAGACCCUGCCUGUAAGAAGUCGCUGGGGUGACCCUCCUAUGUGGGUCCCAAGCAGCCACAGGGUGCCUGAGUGCUGCCCUGGCAGCUCUCUCAGCCUCAUCGCAUCUCCGUGGACAUCAGCAGGCCCCUUGCGUGGUCCCUUGUGGGGUCGUGGGUCACUGGCCUCCACCUUCCUGCCAUGCUCAGCCCAGGAGGCCAGACUCCUAGGACACCAGCAGUUCCCCUCUCCUCUAGCAGCCAUAACGCUAUACUGUCAGCUAGGUGCGUUCUGAUCCCACGCACCCAGCAGCCUGACACUAAAAAAAUCUCUUAAUAAAGGCAUCCUGCUGGACGAA
This is a messenger RNA of Apodemus sylvaticus (European woodmouse), 1178 nucleotides long. It is a transcript of the gene Haao, whose product is annotated as 3-hydroxyanthranilate 3,4-dioxygenase. The transcript is spliced from 10 exons. The record is from RefSeq and is a predicted model, not a curated record. The coding region runs from base 14 to 874 and encodes 286 amino acids. Lineage: Eukaryota; Metazoa; Chordata; Mammalia; Rodentia; Muridae. Gene Ontology annotation, cellular component: cytoplasm. Gene Ontology annotation, biological process: quinolinate metabolic process; 'de novo' NAD+ biosynthetic process from L-tryptophan. Gene Ontology annotation, molecular function: iron ion binding; 3-hydroxyanthranilate 3,4-dioxygenase activity.